Messenger RNA from Zymoseptoria tritici IPO323, 435 nucleotides. RefSeq lists its product as uncharacterized. The annotation marks the transcript as partial. Gene Ontology annotation, molecular function: protein tyrosine phosphatase activity. The record is from RefSeq and is a predicted model, not a curated record. The transcript has a single exon. Gene Ontology annotation, cellular component: cytoplasm; nucleus. NCBI's taxonomy places the organism in Eukaryota, Fungi, Ascomycota, Dothideomycetes, Mycosphaerellales, Mycosphaerellaceae.
CCGAUCGAACAGCCCUGGCACGCCGCCUUCUCACCGCCAACGCUGGUCGCUCCUCUCAUGCCUCGCAACCGCGUGCACCAGAUCCUCUCCCUCAAAAUCGGCAAUCUCCUGAUCAUCGACACUCGCCGAACGGACUACCUCGGCGGCUCGAUUCGUGGCAGUCUCAAUGUACCCGCACAAGGGUUCUGGUGGAAUCGGGGUGCUCUGUAUGAGCUGGCGUAUAAAGCGGAUAUCGAGUGGGUAGUGUUCACCUGCGGUUCGAGCAAUGGCAGAGGUCCACGCUGCGCUGGCUGGUUCUUGGAUCAUGUGAGAAAGACUGCUGGGGAUGAGAAUAUGCAAGUCUGUGUGCUGGAGGGUGGGGUGAAAGGAUGGGUGAAAGCUGGGGAGGAAUAUACCAGGUUGAUGGAUGGCUUUGAUGGAGAGUACUGGAAAGAG